UUAGCCCAAGAAAGAUGGCGGCGUACAGAGGGACAAACAGAGGGAAAAAUACUCAUCGACAUAACCCUUUCGAGGACGAACUGGAAGACGACUUUGAACAUGUCGACAAAGAUCUACUCCAAAGGCAGAUGAGAGAUACACAACAGCGCAGUUUGGAUAGCACAAAGCGGUCACUAGCUUUGAUUGAAGAUUCACAUGAUGUGGCCAUCAAGACUGCAGAAGAACUGCAAUACCAGGGCGAACAGUUAAACCGUAUUGAAAGUAACCUGGACGCUAUUCAUGAGGAUAUGGCUGUAGCUAAUAGACAUAUCUCGUCAAUGAAGAGUGUUUUUAACACAAUGACGAAUUAUUUCAAGAAGCCUCCCAAGCAGACAGCUUCUCAUGACUCUCCUCUUGAACCAGAACGUGGAGUCGGGGAUAUGCUUGCUUCGUCUUCUUUUCCAACGCCAAACAGAGCAAGACAAACGGGGCAGAAUUAUCCUCAGGUAAACCAAAUAAGCAGUAGUGCUUCCACGUCGCAUGAUCCUUAUGAAAGAGAAUUAAAUGAAAAUUUAAGCCACAUGUCUCGUGGUCUUGGUCGGUUGAAGGAAGAUGCCUUGGUAUUGGGACAAGAAGUAGAUAGACAGAAUGAACAGCUACCGAGAAUCACAAUGAAGACUGAUAUUGCAGAUAUUAAAGUAACUAAGGCCAGGAAAGAAGUGCAAAAGUUGUUGAAAUGAGAGAAUGAAAAGUUGAAGUGUAACUAGCACCCUGUACAUAUAUUAGGGAAAAAGGAAGGAGUGAAAGGCAGCAGGGAAUCUGCUCAGUUUACUCAAUUGACCAUCUGAAAUCCAAUUGAUAAAUCGAUUUCUAUCAAUAUAAUUUUCUAUCAAUUGUCCAGUAUUUAGGAACAAACAAUAUAGCCCCCAUCACAGUUCCCUGCGC
Messenger RNA from Actinia tenebrosa (Australian red waratah sea anemone), 924 nucleotides. RefSeq names its product synaptosomal-associated protein 29-like. Gene Ontology annotation, molecular function: SNAP receptor activity; syntaxin binding. Gene Ontology annotation, biological process: exocytosis; synaptic vesicle fusion to presynaptic active zone membrane; synaptic vesicle priming. Gene Ontology annotation, cellular component: SNARE complex; plasma membrane. The record is from RefSeq and is a predicted model, not a curated record. Lineage: Eukaryota; Metazoa; Cnidaria; Anthozoa; Actiniaria; Actiniidae.